Messenger RNA from Fukomys damarensis (Damara mole-rat), 2670 nucleotides. It is a transcript of the gene Pde4c, whose product is annotated as phosphodiesterase 4C. The record is from RefSeq and is a predicted model, not a curated record. The transcript is spliced from 15 exons. Bases 1 to 2334 code for a protein of 777 amino acids. Gene Ontology annotation, cellular component: cytosol; perinuclear region of cytoplasm; nucleus. Gene Ontology annotation, molecular function: 3',5'-cyclic-AMP phosphodiesterase activity. Lineage: Eukaryota; Metazoa; Chordata; Mammalia; Rodentia; Bathyergidae. Gene Ontology annotation, biological process: signal transduction.
AUGGAAGCCACCCCUGACCCCGCCGAGCGCCAUGCAUCCCCGCCACGCUCAGCCUGGCGAGACUUCACGGACCCCGAAGCAGGCAAGCGGAGCAGGCCGAAGGCAGCCAAGUUUCCCCGAGUGAGACCGAAUGAAGAUGAAUACACCGGCCCCUGCCGCCGCUCCCGCCCCCGGAACCCGGCUAAGAAGGGCCGGCCCAAGCCGAAGAAGCACGAACUCACCCGAACCCACCAGGUGCAGGCGAGUUCAGAGUCCCCCGGCCCCCCAGAGCGCCAUGCAUCCCCGCCACGCUCAGCCUGGCGAGACUUCACGGACCCCGAAGCAGGCAAGCGGAGCAGGCCGAAGGCAGCCAAGUUUCCCCGAGUGAGACCGAAUGAAGAUGAAUACACCGGCCCCUGCCGCCGCUCCCGCCCCCGGAACCCGGCUAAGAAGGGCCGGCCCAAGCCGAAGAAGCACGAACUCACCCGAACCCACCAGGUGCAGUCAGGGGCAAGCAGCCGAAACGGCGGAAGUCGCGUCGGGGCGUCCAGCCCAGCCCAGCCCAGCCCAGCCCAGCCUGACCCGACGGCCUUCGGAGACGCGGCUGAUUCUUGCUUGACCAAGGCCUGGCUGGCCCCGUCCACAGCCUCUCCAUCCGGCCGCUCUGUAACCUUCGACACCCCGAGGCCACCAGACGCCCCCACGCACCCCGGUGUCCUGACCUCUGUCCCUUCUGCCUCCAGCUUGGACCUGGACCAUGGGCGUUCAUGCGGCAGGGGCGCCCAGACCGUGGGCUCGCACGGCCAGCGGCGGGAGUCCUUCCUGUAUCGCUCGGAUAGCGACUGUGAACUGUCGCCAAAGGCCACGUCUCGGAACUCCUCCACAGUCAGUGACCUACACGGCGAAGACCUGAUCGUGACACCUUUCGCCCAGGUCCUGGCCAGUCUUCGGACCGUGCGUGGCAACCUGGUGACCCUAGCCCACGGCCACGUCCAGGAGACCACGGGCCCGGCCCUCACCAGCCCUCCUUGCCUGCAGUUCAAGCGCAUGCUGAACCGAGAGCUGACCCACCUUUCGGAAACCAGCCGCUCGGGGAACCAGGUGUCCGAGUACAUCUCCCAGACCUUCCUGGACCAGCGCCCGGAUGUGGAGCUGUCCCCACGGCCCCUGUCCGAGAUCCCCAGUCUCCACGGGCUCCCCGGCCCCGGCCUGUCUUCAGCCACUGUCCCACGCUUUGGGGUACAGACGGACCAGGAGGGGCAGCUGGCAAAGUUUCAGGAGCUGGAAGACACCAGCAAGUGGGGCCUUGACGUGUUCAGGGUGGCCGAGCUAAGUGGGAACCGGCCCCUUACGGCCAUCCUCUUCAGCAUCUUGCAGGAGCGGGACCUGCUCAAGACAUUCCAGAUCCCAGUGGAUGCGCUCGCCACCUACCUGCUGACGCUGGAAGGUCACUACCACAAGGACGUGGCCUAUCACAACAGCCUGCACGCGGCUGAUGUGGCACAGUCUGCGCAUGUGCUGCUGGCCAUGCCCGCCCUCGAGGUNGUGUUCACAGACCUGGAGGUCCUGGCCGCCAUCUUCGCCAGCGCCAUCCACGACGUGGACCACCCCGGGGUCUCCAACCAGUUUCUCAUCAACACCAACUCCAAGCUGGCCCUGAUGUACAACGACAUCUCUGUGCUGGAGAACCACCAUCUGGCCGUGGGGUUCAAACUGCUGCAGGCCGAGAACUGUGACAUCUUCCGGAACCUCAGCGCCAAGCAGUGGCAGAAUCUGCGCAGGAUGGUGAUUGACAUGGUGCUGGCCACUGACAUGUCCAAGCACAUGAAUCUGCUGGCCGACCUCAAGACCAUGGUGGAGACCAAGAAGGUGGCCAGCCUCGGCAUCCUGCUGCUGGACACCUACGCCGACCGCAUCCAGGUUCUGCAGAACCUGGUCCACUGUGCGGACCUCAGCAACCCCACCAAGCCGCUGCCCCUGUACCGCCAGUGGACCGAUCGCAUCAUGGCAGAGUUCUUCCGGCAGGGUGACUGGGAGCGGGAGUCCGGCCUGGACGUCAGCCCCAUGUGCGACAAGCACACGGCCUCCGUGGAGAAGUCCCAGGUGGGCUUCAUCGACUACAUUGCCCACCCCCUGUGGGAGACCUGGGCUGACCUGGUCCACCCUGACGCACAGGAACUGCUAGACACGCUGGAGGACAACAGGGCGUGGUACCAGAGCAGGGUCCCCCGGAGCCCCCUGGACACUGUCACUUCCGAGCGGGGAGCCCCCGACAGGUUCCAGUUUGAGCUGACGCUGGAGGAAGCAGAGGAGGAGGAAGAGGAGGCGGGGAGUGUGGUGUCACUGGGCACUUAGCUCCUGUCUCCGGGCCCGGCCGGGCCACCAGAAGGCUUUGGGGAGCUGCACGGGGAGCUCGGGGCAUGUGAGGGCCGAGGCUGAGCCCCCUUGGGCCUGGGCUCAGGUUUCUGGAAAGGGUUCCUGGCAGUCCAGGUUCCUUUCCUGCCUCUGUGGGAGCUGCCAGCAUCGGGUCUCGGGGCCACACGGGAUGUGCUCUUGGGGCACAGAGAGGGGACUUCGGGCCCAGCCACCUCCAGCCAUCACCCUGGAGUGCCAGCCUUCACCCGGUUCUUUUCUUCUUCCUUUUUUUCUUUUGAUGAUUUGGGGGAUUGAACUCAGGGCCUUCACACUGAA